This is a messenger RNA of Rattus norvegicus (Norway rat), 8318 nucleotides long. RefSeq names its product inositol polyphosphate-4-phosphatase type II B (gene Inpp4b). Gene Ontology annotation, molecular function: inositol-3,4-bisphosphate 4-phosphatase activity; phosphatidylinositol bisphosphate phosphatase activity; inositol-1,3,4-trisphosphate 4-phosphatase activity. The record is from RefSeq and is a predicted model, not a curated record. NCBI's taxonomy places the organism in Eukaryota, Metazoa, Chordata, Mammalia, Rodentia, Muridae. Gene Ontology annotation, biological process: phosphatidylinositol-3-phosphate biosynthetic process.
CCCUUAGGCUUCUGAGGAAGGAAGGAUGGACUGAGACUUCAAGGUGCCUUGAGACAAGACAUAGGAAACUGACAACAAAGCAUUUUGAUGGCUUGAUCACACCACUUGUAUCUUGUGACAACGUCUGCCUCAGAGCCCUAAAACCAGUGAAACAACAAUCAAAGAUCCAAGGUGUUGAGGAACACAACAAUAUAACAGAAUCUCGCAGUGGACUAUUAGAUCAUUAAUGUGAAGAUACAUCAACGUCAAACCGGAACAUUAUCUGGUACCAUUUGGAAAAGACACUGUGGAGAAUAAGUCAGUUGUGAGGUGGAUCAUGGAAAUCAAAGAGGAAGGAACGUCAGAAGAAGGCCAGCAUUUUCUUCCAGCAGCUCAGGCAAAUGACCCUGAGGACAUUCAGUUUACCAGCAUCCAGAAGAGUCCCAAUGAGCCACAGUUGGAAUUCAUUCUUGCCUGCAAGGACCUUGUGGCUCCUGUCAGUGAUCGGAAACUGAAUACAGUAGUACAGGUCUCAGUAAUCCACCCCGUGGAGCAGACCCUGACGAGGUACUCCAGCACAGAAAUUGUGGAGGGAACAAAAGACCCACUGUUCCUGACAGGCGUCACAUUCCCAUCCGACUACCCCAUCUAUGAAGAGACAAGAAUAAAACUGACAGUCUAUGAUGUCAAGGAUAAGCCGCAUGAUACUAUUCGAACCAGUGUCCUUCCGGAACACAAGGAUCCCCCGCCAGAAGUUGCGAGAAGCUUCCUGGGCUGUGCCAGCUUUAAAGUCGGGGAGCUGCUGAAGUCCAAGGAGCAACUGCUGUCCCUGAGCCUGAGGACCUCAGAUGGUGGCAAAGUGGUCGGCACCAUAGAAGUCAGCCUCGUGAAGAUGGGGGAGAUUGAGGAUGGGGACACCGACCACAUCACAACAGACGUGCAGGGACAAAAGUGUGCCCUAGUGUAUGAUUCUACCGCACCAGAGAGUCUGAGUGGGAAGGAAAACUUACCUUUCAUGAACGCAGUGUUAAGGAAUCCUGUGUGUAAACUGUACAGAUUCCCCACGUCUGACAAUAAGUGGAUGCGAAUCCGUGAGCAGAUGUCAGAAAGCAUCCUUUCUUUUCAUAUUCCUAAGGAAUUGAUUUCCCUUCACAUCAAAGAAGACCUAUGCAGAAACCAGGAGUUAAAAGAACUUGGUGACCUUUCUCCACACUGGGACAACCUACGGAACAAUGUCCUUUCUCACUGUGAUCAAAUGGUGACUAUGUACCAAGAUAUUCUGACAGAACUUUCCAAGGAAACGGGGUCCUCCUUCAAAUCCAGCAGCAGCAAAGGAGAGAAAACAUUAGAAUUUGUUCCAAUAAACCUGCACUUGCAACGGAUGCAGGUGCACAGCCCUCACCUGAAAGAUGCUCUCUAUGAUGUCAUCACUGUGGGGGCCCCAGCUGCCCAUUUUCAGGGAUUCAAGAAUGGUGGUCUUCGAAAACUACUCCAUAGAUUUGAGACAGAGAGAAGGAACACCGGGUACCAGUUUAUUUAUUAUUCGCCCGAGAACACGGCCAAGGCAAAGGAAGUUCUCAGCAGCAUCAAUCAGCUGCAACCUCUCGUAGCGACUCAUGCGGACCUGCUGCUAACCUCUGCCAGCCAGCAUUCUCCUGACAGCCUGAGGAGUUCUUUAAAGCUGCUUUCAGAAAAAACCGAGCUUUUUGUGCAUGCCUUCAAGGACCAGCUGGUCAGGAGUGCUCUCUUAGCUCUCUACACUGCGAGGCCAGGAGGUAUCCUUAGGAAGCCACCUUCUCCUAAGGUCAGCACAGAGGAGAAAAGUAGCCAGCAUGAUAGCCCGCAGCAGCUUAGAAGACAAGACUCCAUACCACAUCACUCUGACUAUGAUGAGGAAGAGUGGGACAGGGUGUGGGCCAACGUGGGAAAGAGCCUAAACUGUAUUAUCGCUAAAGUUGACAAACUGAUCGAGAGAGACAGUCGCAACGACAAAAGUACUGGAGGCGACAGUAGCAAGGACGGAGAUGCGGACCCUAACCUGGAAGAUUCCCUCACAUCCCACCCAAGGGAGGACUGGUAUGAACAGCUGCACCCACUCAUCCUUACCUUGAAGGAGUGCAUGGCAGAAGUGGUGAACCGAGCGAAGCAAUCCCUGACAUUUGUGCUGCUUCAGGAACUCGCCUACAGUCUGCCCCAGUGUUUGAUGCUGACUCUGAGGAGAGACAUCGUCUUCAGUCAGGCGCUUGCUGGAUUGGUUUGUGGUUUUAUCAUCAAACUACACACAAGUUUGCACGACCCUGGCUUCCUCCAGCAGCUUCACACAGUGGGCUUGAUAGUGCAGUACGAAGGGCUGCUAAGCACUUACAGUGACGAAAUCGGAAUGCUGGAGGACAUGGCUGUCGGCAUUUCAGACUUAAGGAAGGUCGCUUUCAAAAUAACGGAAGCCACAUCCAAUGAUGUCCUCCCUGUUCUCACAGGAAGGCGCGAACACUACGUGGUGGAGGUCAAGCUUCCAGCGACAGUGUUUGAGUCGCUCCCUCUGCAAAUUAAAGAAGGCCAGUUGCUUCAUGUGUAUCCUGUUCUGUUUAACGUUGGAAUCAAUGAGCAGCAGACUCUGGCCGAGAGGUUCGGAGAUGUUUCUUUGCAAGAAAGUAUUAAUCAAGAAAAUUUUGAGCUUGUACAAGAAUAUUAUUCAAUAUUUAUGGAAAAGAUGCCGCCUGAUUAUAUUUCACAUUUUCAAGAACAAAAUGAUUUAAAAGGACUGUUGGACAAUCUCCACCAAAAUAUCCAAGCCAAGAAAAGAAAAAAUGUAGAAAUCAUGUGGCUGGCAGCAACGAUUUGUCGCAAACUCAAUGGCAUUCGUUUUACCUGCUGCAAAAGUGCCAAAGACAGGACAUCAAUGUCAGUGACGCUGGAACAGUGCUCCAUCCUGAGAGACGAGCAUCAGCUCCACAAAGACUUUUUCAUCAGAGCAUUAGAUUGCAUGAGGAGAGAAGGAUGCCGCAUAGAAAAUGUACUGAAGAAUAUCAAAUGCAGGAGAUAUGCUUUCAACAUGCUACAGCUGAUGGCUUUUCCCAAGUGCUACCGACCUCCAGAAGGCACUUACGGAAAAGCUGACACCUGAGUUUACCAACAUGGAGACACAACAGGAACACAAAUACAUUGAGCUUUGAAGAUCUCCACCUCUGUCGUUUUUAUUUUUUAUUGUUAUGAGUUUGCGGAGUGAGGUGCUCAUGGGUCUUACUCACAUCAAGACCAAUACAUUACACAGAAAGCCUUGCCAGCACUUCUGGGCCCGGUCAAUCUUUUCUCUUUUGGGUUAACAGACCUCGCUGGUUGAGGUUAGUUGAGAAAGUGUAAUUCCAUUGGUAGAGUAUUUAAAUAAAAUGUGUCCUGAGGAAACAAGGUUGCUUCCAUGGUGCCAGAGGUAACAUGGAGAACGCCACACCCCACGUAAGCAAGUAAAGGGUGUGAGUUUAUAUAAUGCCACUUUGAAGUCUUGACUUCAGACAACCUAACAGCCCAGCUUAUGGCUUUUAUAAAAUAUGCAUGUAGUAAGUGCAAUUAUGUGAUGGGAAGCCAUGUCCUUGAUUACUCACAUGGCUUGCGUAUAUGUUUGUACAAAUCUUUGUACAGUUUAGAUGCGAUUCUACUUUCUAAGCCUGUAGGUGAAAGUGUGAUCUGAGUCAUGAGCUACAACACAAAACCAUGGUUCUUCAUAAAACUCUGAUGUGGGUUGGGUAACCCACCUAGACACAGCAGUGCAGAGUCUUUAAUGAAUACUGGGAAAACUCUUCAAGGUACUAAAGUUACAAGGAAAUGUAAAGGUCGUACCUGUUGACGACCCAAAGGACAGUCUCCACCAGCUUGAAAAUCAUUCAGAAAAAUUCAUGGAAGUGAGAGGCAGAGACAGUUCUAUGACAUGUUCCCAGGGAGUCCUCUUAAGUGUGUGAGUCUGCAGUCUGUCAUAGGUCAAUAUAUGUGAAGUGCAGAACCCUGGAACAUGUGUGAAGACACAAACAGUAAUAAAAUACACAGUACCUGUCAGGUACUCUGGAUCUCAUAUUUGUCCUUACAGUAAAAUAACACCAGAUGUAAAAUUACUAAUAUUCCAAGUUAGUCAUUUCCUUGGAGACCACAUUGCAGAAGACUACCAUGCAAAAGAAGUGAGUGGCUCAAGGCAGUGCACUUGACUGCAGAAUGGCAAUCUCGGCCGCCCUUACCAUCUUGCUCUUUAAACCUCCCAAUCUACAGCGUCCUUCUCCAGAUUGCCACACUGGCUAUGUAUGCAAAUUGACAGAGGAGAGCCAAAUAGAAAUAUUAGAAUUUAUCACUGGAAUUAACACUCAGAAUAAAGUGAUAUGAAAAAGAAUAUUCUUCCCUUUCUCAAAGCACACAUCGCUUCAGAGCAUGAUGGAGGCUUCUUACACUGAUACCUCUCUGCUGUGACUUCAUUCAUGGGGCCAUAUUGUAUGUCUUCAUGGAUAAUAUGAUAGCGACUUGCCUAAAAUGCUCCCUCCCUGUACAGGGUUUUCAAGUAGACCAUGUUGAGUUUUCCAAGAGACUGAAAAUAGAAGAUAACGCUCGGAGGUUUCUCAUAGUGGAAUUAGUUGUAAAACUAAUAACCUGUGGCUGUUACCAAACUAUGUAUAGCCUUUAAAAAUGAAUUUCUAUAUGGAAAACUAAUCUUAGUGUUCUCAGACCUAUUCUCCAUUUUAGUAAUUUAAUGUAAUGGUUUUAAUUAUUCUGUUUUUAAUCAAGCUGGUAGGACUUGGUAGUAGUGAUAUGCAGUCGAGGAUGUCUUGUACAAUUUUUUGGUCACAAAUAUUUUAUAAACAGUGGUUUAUGCUUAUAUAUUUUUAUAAAUUAACCAUCUUGAUUCAAAUAUUGUAAAUAUUUAUUAACUGGAAAGCCAAUAUCAGAGUUUUCCAGUUUUGCCUGACAUUUCAUAGGAUAUUUUUUCUUUGUCAAUAAAUGCUUAUGUAGAAAUAUCAGAGGUCGACCUCCAUAAUCCACAGAAAUGAAGUUUUAUUCAUUGACAGCAGCACCAUUUCCUAUGGGAAUUGUACAUCUGUACAACCUUUCCACAGAGGAUUUUUAACAAGAAAAUUCCUAUUUCUUAAGUGUGACAACUCUUAUCUCAGUGCACUCAAGCAACCACAUCAUAAUUCAUCUUUACCGAGACUUUCAGAACCAAACAUUAAAUGAAACCUUUUAACAAUCUCCCCUGCAUAAAUAUGGCUGCCGUCACGUGGCUCCAUCAGCUGUCUUCACACUGUCUCAAACAUGCUUUCAUUUAAGAACUGUACCAGCAGGCAUAUCUGGGGAGAUGGUGGAGAGUCAAACAAUUUCUCAGGAAAAUGACAUAUCCAAACAAUGGAGUGGGGCUUUUGUUUUAUUUUGUUUCUCAAAAAAUAUGUUUUUCCUCUUAUCAAAUGCAGGUGUCAGUUCUGGUUUAACUCUUUACAAAGCCACCAGAGUGAUCUAUCAAAAGCAAAUAAGGAGGACACACUCAGGACUAUUACCCAAAGGUCUAGAGUGUGCAUGUGUCCUCAGGACAACUAAGUGUACAUUUGAUACAUCUAAUACAUUUGAUACAUUUGUACGCAGCAGCCUACUGAAUUUCCACCUCUACUUCUCUUCCUAAAUAUUGCCUUGAGCUUUACCCACAUACUGAUUAAAACAUCUUCUAAAUGCUAACAUUUUGGUCAGUCUGGAAACCCAGAAGGGCCAUGAUAACUAUAGGAUGUAGCUGAUAAAUUCAUUAAAAUCAGCCCUUGCCCAGUCAUGGCAGUACUUCCUGGCCACUAAGCAUUCAUGAACUAUUGCUUCUGACAAACAGUGCCACCUUGAAAGCCAGUCCCGACUGGGUGAUACAGCCCAUGCCUCCUGCUUUUCACACAUUAAGUGAUUUUUAGAAAAAUAGGACUCAGGAUGGUAAAAAGGGAAAACUUGAUUUUUUUUUCCUAGUCAGAUCCUUCCCUCUGUAAAGAGGCCGUGCCAGGAGGCUUCCUCCCAGGCAUCCCUGCGGUGGCUGACUCGUGAGAGGUUGUCGUUGAGUUUUCUGGAAUUGUGAAAACUGCCUGCUCCACGUGACCAUAAUCAGCCAUAUUAUGAAAUGAAUUUGUUAAAAGUAAAGAUUAAAAUCCAAUCUUAUAACUUCCUGGCUUUUUUCAAACCAGACUUUGGUAUCUAUCACAUUUCUAAAUGUCGUUAGCUCUGCCGGGGCUGCAUUAUUCAAGAGCUAUAUUGAUAAUAUGCAAUCAUGAACCAUUGGAUGCCACAAUUAGGAACACAAUGUUGUUAUCUUGAAAUCUCCCAUCAUGGGAAUAUUUAAACCACAGAAAUUGCCAAACAUUAUAAACUAGGAUAUUUAUUUUCUGGAAUACCAGUUGUUAGGCAUUUACCAGCCAGAGCAUGGCUCCAUGCCACUACAGACAUUUCUUUUCUCCAGAAAAAUAACAAAUUAUCCGAAGGAGGCUAAUAUUAGAAUGGCUUUUAAGGAAAAGCAAUCUUUUAUCAGAUUAUUAUAAUUUUAUUUUAGAUUUUAUCCUCCUUAAGGAACACUGCUAUUCAAUUCAGUAUUUUGGAUACUUCUAUUUUAUCCAUAAUUGAGUUACUAAAAAUAAAACAUUUGUUUUAUUAAUUAAAUUAAUAAGCUGCUGCAAGUGGCCCUUAGCAUUCUGCCUUAUUGUGAAUUAUACGUCAGCAUCAAAUUCAGAAAAAUGUUAAUGUAAUCAUAAUAUCACUAAAGUAUACUUCAUCACAAUGUAUAAGCUUAUGAUUAUGGCAUUGUUGAAAGGAAAGGCAGAAUUAUGUCACUGUACUCAAUGUUUACUAAAUUGAACACAGUUGAAACCCAUCCUGUUUAAUUAAAUAAAUUACACUCUGGUGUCUAGUAAGAUGACACAGGUAUGUGUAUAUAUAUAUAUAUAUAUAUAUAUAUAUAUAUAUAUUUGAUUCUGAGAGAUGUGUCACAUCAUUUUAGUCCAAUCUAUGGGACGCAUUUUGUAAUUUCUCAAGAAAUAAAUGAAUUUUUAACACACAUUUGAGUAAUAUGUCUGAGAAACACUCUAAUCACCAGCUGUGGAGAACAGCAGGUAUAUUGGAACUGUGUAAAAUACAUAGUGCUCACCACUGAAAAGGAUAAUUAAUUUGUUAAGAACUAGCAUGAUUUAUUGAGUUUUAGCAUAAAUUCAUAUCCAUACAGUUUACCUCCAAUCUGGGUAAAUUCUGAUUCUAUAUUUAUCAUUUUAGCUUUUAAAGUAAAAAAGGGCGGGGGGAAUUACACUUAUCUUUUUUUCUCUGAUAACAUGAAAUUAGAAGUUUCCAUACAAAGAUGCAAACAUUGACUUUAAAAAUACAAAGUUAAUAACCAACAAUUUUGAUAAAAUAUGAUAUGCCAGUUAAUAUGGAAGUAAGAGACAGAAAUUUCACUUUUUUUUUCCUGAGCUAUAGGGCAUGUUAGUUUCUCUUUGAAUUUUAUUUCUAAGACUAGAAAAUACAAUCAUGCUUCUAAUUUAAGAGGACAAUAUAAUACCCAACUAGAGAAAGGGAUGCAUAUAAGAUAAUGCUAAUCUCCAAAAUGGAAAAUGCAAUUGGUUUUCCCGCGCUUGGAUUUGCACUUGGGCAUGCAUAGUUAAGGAAGUAGAAAUUCAGAGUUUAGUUCCAGAGAACGUGGAAAUUAACGUAAAUACAACUCGCAUAAAUGAUUCUCUCUGUAAGCCAUGUGCCCCAGAUGCAUAUUAGCACACUCUGCAUGCAGUAAAAGCAGUAUUUAAGGAAAGAGGUAUAUACCAUUCUUUAACGGAAGAUACAUUUUUCAUAGUAUUUCUACAAUCAUUUAAAAUUAUUCCUAGGUAACAAAAGAGCAAAAUGUAACAUUAUCAGCAAGUUUUAGAGACUCAAAUUUGACCAACAUUUCUAUAAUAUCUGGGUAAUUUUUAAAAUGAUUCAUGUCAUGUUCAACAGCAGAACCUAUCUCGUGUUGAAAAGCCUUCACAUUUUUCAAAGGGCAGAACAUUCACUUAUCUGCACAUGUCCCACCCUUUGUGCACAUAAUUCUCUGUGUGAGCAUGUUAUCUUUUAAUUUAAUGCAUUUUCAGGUUCUUGUGGUAUCCAUUUGGGAGGUUGACACUUGCUUUCUUUUUUUGUUAAAUAUAUAUUGUAGAUAAACCAAUUAUGUGUUUGUAUUCCCAUACGUCGUGGAAAUGAGUCAUGAGUAGAUCAUUUUAUAUUAGCACUUAGAAGGAAUAUCACAUUCAUUUUAUUUUGUGUAAAUCAUAUUCAUCAUGCACUGUAUGUAUAUUUUUGUUGAAAUAAAUAUGGUUUUAUUUUUA